AUGUCAACUUUCAUUUCUGUUCCCACCAUGAAACCAACUCAGAUCCUGCAAGAUAUUCUUGGAAGUUCUUACUCAAGAAGAUUACUUCUUGAUCAGUCACCAAGUCCUGCACCGUCCACAUAUGUAGCUGACAACAACAAAUUUGAUGCAAAUGUUGUUAUGGUCCUAUCAGUACUCUUAUGUGCACUCGUUUGCUCGCUUGGACUCAACUCUAUAAUAAGAUGUGCCUUGAGGUGCUCCAAUUUAGUACCAUCUGAAGCUGGUGACAACCAAGCGGCUCGUUUGACCAACACAGGAGUCAAACGAAAAGCCUUGAAGAGUUUCCAGACAGUAAGUUACUCUGCUGAUUUGAACCUCCCUGGCCUAGACACAGAGUGUGCCAUAUGUCUCUCGGAGUUUGUAUCCGAAGAGCGUGUGAAGCUGCUUCCGACAUGCCACCAUGGAUUCCAUGUCAAGUGUAUUGACAAGUGGCUCAGUGCACACUCUUCUUGUCCCACUUGCAGACACUGCCUCAUCGAGACCUGCCAGAAGAUCGCCGACUGCAGCCAAACAAGCUCGUUAAACCCAACUCAACCACCACCAGACAGCAUCAUCGUGCAAAUAGCACCAUUAGAACCGGAGAGAUGGAUACGGUGUUUCAGGUGA
This is a messenger RNA of Thlaspi arvense, 645 nucleotides long. The record is from the annotation of a GenBank genome assembly. NCBI's taxonomy places the organism in Eukaryota, Viridiplantae, Streptophyta, Magnoliopsida, Brassicales, Brassicaceae.